Messenger RNA from Nerophis lumbriciformis (worm pipefish), 435 nucleotides. The record is from RefSeq and is a predicted model, not a curated record. Lineage: Eukaryota; Metazoa; Chordata; Actinopteri; Syngnathiformes; Syngnathidae.
AUGGCUGAGACUCACAGUUUACAGGAACUCCAGCAGCCUGCUGUCAGCGCCAAGGUGUUUGUCCAUAGAGACUAUAGUUCAGGAACUCUCUGCAAGUUCCAGAACAAGUUCCCUGCUGAACUCGAAUCCAGGAUGGAAAGGCAACAUUUUGAGGAGACCAUUCAGACUUUAAACAACUUGUAUGCUGAGGCAGAGAAGCUUGGGGGGAAAUCCUACUUAGAGGGCUGCCUGGCCUGCCUCACUGCCUACACCAUAUUCCUUUGCAUGGAGACUCAGUAUGAAAAGGUGUUAAGGAAGGUCGCCAGAUACAUUAAAGACCAGAAUGAGAAGGUCUACAAUCCCAGGGGGCUACUGCUGACUGACCCUAUUGAGAGAGGCCUCAGAGUCGUUGAAAUUACGAUCUUUGAAGACAGAAGUUUUGUCCCUACAAGAUAA